UGUGCUGCGCCGGGUAUUUAUCAGAAGAGUCGUGACUGUCCCGUUUACACUGCUAGUUAGGUUGUCAGACGGUUCCUGUUGUUACCCAGUUUAUAACUUCAAGCCUGUGGCCUUUGCUGGGGUUUCGCUUAGUGUCAUUUAUUUGAGUCCAACAGCAGUAAUUCAUUUUGUAUAUUUAGUGUAUUUUAUAUUGUGUGAGACAGAAUGUCGGCCGAAUCUCCCGAAUACGCUCCGUUCUUCGCAGUGAUGGGCGCCUCUGCGGCCAUGGUGUUCAGCGCCUUGGGAGCAGCCUAUGGCACAGCCAAGAGCGGGACGGGGAUCGCCGCCAUGUCGGUGAUGAGGCCGGAGCUCAUCAUGAAGUCCAUCAUCCCCGUGGUCAUGGCGGGUAUCAUAGCCAUCUACGGCCUGGUAGUAGCAGUACUGAUUGCCAACAACAUCUCAGAGAGGGUCACCCUCUACAAGAGUUUCCUCCACCUGGGAGCUGGGCUGAGCGUGGGCCUCAGCGGGUUGGCGGCAGGCUUCGCAAUCGGCAUCGUGGGCGACGCGGGCGUGAGGGGCACGGCUCAGCAGCCGAGGCUUUUCGUGGGCAUGAUCCUCAUCUUGAUUUUCGCCGAGGUCUUGGGUCUCUACGGGCUCAUCGUUGCCCUCAUUCUCUCCACGAAAUAAACACCCAAACGUCUCCAAAUACAAGAUCUGUCCUUUUAUGUUGCUGCUGGAGAAAAAGUGUAAAACGGGGAAAAAUAUUUGUAAAAUUUCUUGUCACUCGAGAUGAAAGGAGUGAAGGCGAGGGGGGGGAAAAAAAGAUUUAAAAUGGCUACAUAAAUAUGGUCUUAUCUCAACAAUGUGUACAGUUGUCCCAAUUUGAUAGUCAACUUGUAAAUGCGCAACGUAGUGAUUUGUCUGUCUUGUGUGCGUGUGUUUAAAAAUUGUAUGAAGAUUCCUUUUUUCCCUCCACUUAUUUCAGGCCUCGAGGUGGCUUAGCCUCUGGUCUUAGAGAGCUGACCAGACAGGCUUUCUCUCCUCACGUAUCAGCUUGGGGAGUUGACACAAUUUCUGCAUUAAUCUUGAGGAUCUAUUUGUAAAGAGAAAUGUAUAUGGACUUACUUUUUUUUUUUUUUUUUUUUUUUUUCCCCUGAUUUUAUUUAUAAGAAAUUGUUCAUUGAAUGCAGCAAGUCUUUAAUUCCCCAGGAUAUAUUAUACAUAUAUACAGACAACUAAAUAUCUACAUAGAUAGAUUUAAUGCACUGUGGGUUAAUUGUGAUAAGUGGUUGGAAUUCCUCUGGAUGUAAUUCUUGGUUUAAUAAUUAAGAAUGCCUUUAGUAUGUUGCUGGUGAAGUGGGAGUUGUGUGUAGCUGUAUUCUAAUCAUUACGCAAACAUUCUCAAACUUCAGUGUUUUUCCUGUAGUACUGUUUGCAUUAAAGGUGUGUGCCCCGUGUUGGGUCUCACAAGUGUAAUUUCCAAAUUUUCAUCUCCUCUCCAUCUUGUUCACCCCCCCCCCCCCUCCUCCUCAUCUGUGGCUGUAAAUCAUCUCUUCCACAUUCCAGCCAUUAGGAUCCUGCAUGGGUUUCAGUGUUUUGUUGUUGGAUAUGAGGCUGAGGAGCAGGCUAGUUUCAGGAGACUUAAUCCAGAUCAAAGAGAUGGUUUAGUGGUGUAUUCUUCCUCCAAAAAAAACCAAGCUAAUCAAGUUUACAUGACGCAAAACUCUCAAUGGUAUCGUUUGUAGCAUGCAGCAGGAAUCCAGUGAGAUUAGUGUUCAAGUUCGGCCUAGUUUCAUGGACUGGUCCAAUUAGAUCUGGAGUUUGUUUUCUGAAAAUGGAACUGCUGCUACUAAAGCACCAAUCUACAAUCCUGUAUUACCACUGAUAUUGAAGUUAUCCUGAUGUGUCACAAUCAAAUUAAAGAUUCCAACUUAGUUCUGUCUUCAAACACUUCAGUAUUGUAUAUUUUAGUGACAUUCUAAUAUACAAUGGUGUCUAAAGCUGUAGUAAAAAGAAAUUAGCUGA
Molecule: messenger RNA, 2004 nt
Organism: Anarrhichthys ocellatus (wolf-eel)
Lineage: Eukaryota; Metazoa; Chordata; Actinopteri; Perciformes; Anarhichadidae
Gene: atp6v0cb
Product: ATPase H+ transporting V0 subunit cb
Exons: 3
Coding region: 205-666 (153 amino acids)
Biological process (GO): proton transmembrane transport
Cellular component (GO): proton-transporting V-type ATPase, V0 domain
Molecular function (GO): proton-transporting ATPase activity, rotational mechanism
Source: RefSeq, a predicted model, not a curated record